Labeo rohita (rohu) is the source of this 1032-nucleotide messenger RNA. RefSeq names its product PIH1 domain containing 1 (gene pih1d1). NCBI's taxonomy places the organism in Eukaryota, Metazoa, Chordata, Actinopteri, Cypriniformes, Cyprinidae. The record is from RefSeq and is a predicted model, not a curated record. Bases 122 to 982 code for a protein of 286 amino acids. Gene Ontology annotation, cellular component: R2TP complex; ribonucleoprotein complex; cytoplasm. The transcript is spliced from 11 exons. Gene Ontology annotation, biological process: rRNA processing; box C/D snoRNP assembly.
UCAGUCUAAGCAAGGUACUUUUAUUUUGACAUGUACAAGGAAGGCUGUGUAGCCUCAUGCUAAACAGCACACACUGAUAUAAUUAUUACAUAUUUUUAAAUGCAAGUCUAAGUCGCUCGUCAUGGAAACAGACGCGUCUCUCCUUGGCGUUGAAUUAGAGGAGAAACAGCAAGAAGAGCUGUAUCAACAACUUUUGCUUCAGACCAUGGGAGAAGUGCAAAGCGAAAGUCCCCCUUCCAAAGUCAUCCGUCCGCAAUCAGGCAUGUGUGUGAAGUCUUCCUCAAUGUCGGACAAAAAGAAGGUCUUUCUGAAUAUCUGUCAGUCUCAGGCGGUACCGCCCCCUCCUCAUCUGUCUCAGGAAGCACUUGUGGAACUCCUGGAGUCAGAGGACCCGACCAGUUACAGAGUGCCCAUGAGUCUCGGCGAGCCGCAUACAGAAGUGGACAACAGCUCACAAGGCUGUACUGUGUAUGAUGUCGUGAUCAAUGACGAGUUCUUCCAGAAAUGUCAGAAAGAUACCCUGUUCCAGCAGUUUCUUAUUGCAGUUUCUUUGGAGGGACUGGAAAACAAAUACAACCUUGAGUUGAGCAGAGACAUUAAGAUUUUGAAGAACAGGAAGUUCAUGGGCUGUAUAGGAGAACAAAACAUUCGUACAAAGAGCAAGCCAACUAUACAGGAAAUCGACUCAAAGGAAUCUGCAUCUGUUCUUUCAUCAACCAAAUGUCCAGAGUUUAGUUUAUUAGUGGAGCCCCCAAGUGGAAAUGCAGAGCAUCUGAUCGCUGAGAUCAUGCUUCCUGGAGUGAUAUCUGCUCGCUCUCUUCUUCUGGAUUUGGGAGAAGACAGACUAGUGCUGAUUGCUCGACCUUCUCUUUUCCACCUGGAUAUUUUCUUUCCCCUGCUUAUCGACCAAGAAAACAGUGUUGCCCAAUUCAACACAAACACACAGACUCUUACAGUGACCAUGCCAGUAGUGUCUUCAUAAAAACUAUUGCAAGGCUGUUAUUUCAUAAUAAACUUUUUCAUUUUGUUUAC